Molecule: messenger RNA, 9906 nt
Organism: Toxotes jaculatrix (banded archerfish)
Lineage: Eukaryota; Metazoa; Chordata; Actinopteri; Toxotidae
Gene: hipk2
Product: homeodomain interacting protein kinase 2
Exons: 15
Coding region: 315-4046 (1243 amino acids)
Biological process (GO): peptidyl-serine phosphorylation; positive regulation of transcription by RNA polymerase II; smoothened signaling pathway
Cellular component (GO): cytoplasm; PML body; nucleus
Molecular function (GO): protein tyrosine kinase activity; protein serine/threonine kinase activity; transcription corepressor activity
Source: RefSeq, a predicted model, not a curated record
CUCCACAGACAUGUCGCACAAUAGCUGAAGUAAACCUGUCAUCGUGGCUCAUCAUCUGAGCCUCCAGAAAUACGCGGCCGGUGGGAUUUGAAUUGCACAGCCUCUCCUCUGUCCUUUUUUCCUCGCAUCGGACCCUACGUUUGAAAACGCCUGGAUAUGAAUUACGAGCAUUUUCCUCACUAAUGAACUGGGCCAGUAAUGCAGGAGACCACGGCGACUCUCUCAUCAGUGUUUCAAGAUGGCAGAUUUUUAUUGAGUUUUGAACAGAAAUCUCGCUUUAUUUUUUGCCAUGUAUAACAGAAAUCCUUGCACCGAUGGCCCCUGUAUACGAAGGUAUGGCCUCGCAAGUGCAAGUGUUCUCCCCUCACACUCUCCAGUCAAGUGCCUUCUUUAGCGUGAAGAAACUGAAGGUGGAGCAGAGUUGCAACUGGGAUAUGACAGGGUACGGCACACACAGCAAAGUCUACAGCCACAACAGCAGCAAGAACGUGUCGGCCGCCAGUGGCCCCCUAGGCAUCAACAGCUCCCUGCAGGUCGCAAGCUCCACCCUGCCCUACGAGCAGGCGCUCAUCUUCCCAGCCAGCGCGGGCCACAUUGUGGUCACCUCAGCCAGCAGCACUUCGGGGGCCGUGGGGUCUCUGCUGGGCAGCGGGGGUGGAGGCAGCAGCAGCAACAGCAGUGGUGGUGGAGGCGGCGGUGGCAGUGGUGUGGGUGGCGGGGUCGGUGUCCACAACCUGACACGCCGCAGCACGGUCAGUCUCCUAGAUACCUACCAGCGAUGCGGGCUUAAACGCAAGAGCGAGGAGCUUGAUAACAACAGCAGUGUGCAGAUCAUUGAGGAGCACGGUCCACCGAUGAUCCAGAACGGAGCAGCCAGUGGAGCCACGGUGGCUACAGUUGCCACUGCCACCUCCACGGCAACGUCCAAGAACAGUGGCUCCAACAAUGAGGGGGACUACCAGCUGGUGCAGCAUGAGGUGCUCUGCUCCAUGACCAACACUUACGAAGUGCUGGAAUUCUUGGGGCGAGGAACCUUUGGACAGGUGGUUAAGUGCUGGAAGAGGGGCACCAACGAGAUUGUGGCGAUCAAGAUCUUAAAGAACCACCCGUCUUAUGCACGGCAGGGUCAGAUUGAGGUCAGCAUCCUGGCGCGUCUUAGCACGGAGAGUGCGGAUGACUACAACUUUGUGAGGGCCUACGAGUGCUUCCAGCACAAGAACCACACGUGCCUGGUAUUUGAGAUGCUGGAGCAGAACCUGUACGACUUCCUCAAGCAGAACAAGUUCAGCCCUCUGCCGCUCAAAUACAUCAGACCCGUGCUACAGCAGGUGGCCACAGCGCUAAUGAAACUGAAGAGCCUGGGGCUGAUCCACGCUGACCUGAAGCCAGAGAACAUCAUGCUUGUGGACCCGUCUCGACAGCCCUACAGGGUCAAAGUCAUUGACUUUGGUUCAGCCAGCCAUGUGUCCAAAGCAGUGUGCUCCACUUACCUGCAGUCCAGAUACUACAGGGCUCCGGAGAUAAUCCUGGGUCUGCCGUUCUGUGAGGCCAUAGACAUGUGGUCCCUGGGCUGUGUGAUAGCCGAGCUCUUCCUGGGAUGGCCCCUCUACCCCGGAGCCUCAGAGUACGAUCAGAUCCGGUACAUCUCACAGACGCAGGGUCUGCCUGCAGAGUAUCUGUUGAGUGCAGGGACAAAGACCACCAGGUUCUUCAACAGAGACCCAGACUCCACCUAUCCUCUCUGGAGACUUAAGACUCCAGAGGACCACGAGGGUGAAACGGGGAUCAAGUCCAAGGAGGCUCGAAAGUACAUCUUCAACUGCUUGGAUGAUAUGGCGCAGGUGAACAUGACAUCAGAUCUGGAGGGGAGUGACAUGCUGGCAGAAAAGGCUGACAGGAGGGAGUUCAUCGACUUGUUAACCAAGAUGCUGACCAUCGACGCCGACAAGAGGAUCACCCCAAUCGAAACGCUCAACCACCCCUUCGUUACUAUGUCACAUCUCCUCGAUUUCCCACACAGCACACAUGUGAAGUCGUGCUUCCAAAACAUGGAGAUCUGUAAGCGCCGUGUCAACAUGUACGACACGGUCAACCAGAGCAAGACGCCCUUUAUAACCCACGUGGCCCCUAGCACCUCCACCAACCUCACCAUGACCUUCAACAACCAGCUGAACACUGUGCACAGCCAGGCCACCAACCUGGCUCCCUCCUCCACCAACAAUGCCACCCUUUCCUUUGCAAGUCCUGAUGUCUCCAUACUAAACUACCAAUCUGCACUCUACCAGCCCUCAGCUGCCUCCAUGGCGGCCGUGGCCCAGAGGAGCAUGCCCCUUCAGCCGGGGGCACCUCAGCUCUGCGCUGCCCGGCCCGACCCCUUCCAGCAGGCGCUCAUCGUCUGCCCACCUGGCUUCCAAGGGCUGCAGGCGUCCCCUUCCAAGCACACCAGUUACUCUGUGCGGAUGGAGAAUGCUGUUCCCAUAGUGACGCAGGCCCCUGGUGCCCAGCCUCUGCAGAUCCAACCUGGCCUGCUUACACAGCAGGCCUGGCCCAGCGGCACCCAGCAGAUCCUGCUGCCUCCAGCCUGGCAGCAGCUCACCCACACCUCAGUCCAGCAUGCCACUGUCAUCCCCGACUCCAUGAGCAGCACACAGCCUCUCGCCAACUGGAGGAAUUCCCACCCUCAUGGCAGCCAUUAUAAUCCCAUCAUGCAGCAGCCAGCCUUGUUGGCUGGCCACGUCACACUCCCAUCAAACCAGACACUCAAUGUGGGAGUGGCACAUGUUAUGAGGCAGCACUCAACCAAUAACAGCUCCUCUUCCAAAAAGAACAAACAGCACCAGAUGUCUGCCAGGAACAUGUCAGCCUACGAGGUGUCAUCCUCCCAGGCGGUGCUGUCCCCGCAGCGCUCCAAGAGGGUGAAGGAGAACACGCCCCCACGUUGCGCUGUGCUACAGAACACCUCGGCCUCCAACUGUCCACCCCCGCAGCUGUGUGGCGGCAGCAGUUGGGGGGCUAGCGAAGCAGAGCAGGCUUCCAGCACCACCCGCGACCAUCAGCACCAGCACCACGUCCCCAGACAGACCAUCAUCAUCCCUGACACGCCCAGCCCUGCAGUCAGCAUCAUCACCAUCAGCAGCGACACAGAUGAGGAAGAUGACCACAAACAAAACAACAGCUCAUCUUCAAAACAGAGGAAGAAUGUCAUCAGUUGUGUGACAGUCCAUGAUUCACCCGACUCCGACUGUUCCAGCAACAACAGCCCCUACACUGUGGAGUCCAGACCCCCCAACAACAACAGCUACGACACAAAGACCACCAUACUGGACAACUACAACAACGGGAACCCCCGCACCAUCAUCAUCCCCCCUCUCAAAACCCAGAACAGUGAGGUCCCGAAUGAGUGUGAGCGCCUGAUGCCAGAUGCAAUGAACCAUCAGAAUUCAGCUUACAAGUUCAAAUCGUCCAAUGGAGUAGUGUCUGGCAAUAAUCACGUACCAGGGGGCGUGACUGGAGGUGGAUCCUACCGACAGCAGCGCUCAGGGCCACACCCCCUCCAGCAGCAGCCUCUCAAUCUCAGCCAGGCCCAGCAGCACAUGGUAGCCGAGCGAAACGGAGGUCAUCGACGCCAGCAGGCCUACAUCACCCCCACCAUCGCCACUCAGGCCCCGUACUCCUUCCAUCACAACAGCCCAUCUCACACGGGCAACGUCCACCCGCACUUGGCCGCCACACACCUGCCUAGCCAGCCCCACCUCUACACCUACACAGCCCCCACUGCUCUGGGCUCCACCGGCACUGUGGCCCACCUGGUGGCGUCACAAGGCUCGGCGCGCCAUGCGGUCCAGCACGGAAGCUACCCACCCAGCAUCGUCCACCAGGUCCCAGUCAGCAUGGGCCACCGUGUGUUGCCAUCGCCCACCCUGCACCACAGUCAGUACCAGGCCCAGUUUGCCCACCAGGCCUACAUCAGCGCUUCACCCGCCUCCACUGUCUACACUGGAUACCCGCUGAGCCCCACCAAGGUCAACCAAUACCCUUACCUCUAGAGAAGACACUGACUGACACUGGAGAGCCUGACCCAGCACUGCUGCUUCCCCAUGAACCCACCCGCCCCGAGUCGACAUCCUAAACAUCCUCUCCUCAACCUCAGACAUAAACAGAGACAGAGGAACAUGCAAUCCUCAUGAAACUGUCACGUAUAACUUGAAGAAAUAACGACAGAGAGAAAAAGAAAAAAAGAUUCACAGCCUCUCUUGAAGGGAAAGAUGGGGGUUGAAUUUCAGAGGGGUACAGUUCAAAAUUUCUUUCAGUUUUGUUUUUUUUUUUCUUCCUGAAAGAGCCAGUUUUUGCUUUUAUUUGUCUAUUCUUCGCUUUACUUUAUGAGGGAAGUAAUGUCUCAUUAUUUUUACAGUGAGGUUUGAAAGAGGCCUUUUGGGACAGUUGAGGUUUUCUGAUUUGUUUUCUUUUAUUUUCCCCUCUAAAAUUUGGGAAGCGACUGCUGAACAGGGGUUACUGACUGGAAGUGUGGAAUCCCAAGAGAUUUGGGAGAAGGUGAAAUACGGAAACCUGCUGCUCUUCAAAGAAAAAAAUAUUGAUGGCCUUGAACUGUCUUAAUAUUUCCAAAUCAUUCAUGGCGUGGGGAGAAAAGAGAGGCAACUUCCCCCACUCCACCUUCUCCAGUCGAGGAGGCUUCUGGAAAUAUAACCAACAGAAGACAACAAACUUUUUAGUGUAUUUAUAGAUAUUUUUCCUUUUUGUUUCACCUUUAUGACAAUACUUCAGUUUUAGGUAGGUGUCUUAGCUGGACCCCAUUCUUAGAAUGUAGCAGUCUGCACCUGUUUGUUUUAAGAUUUUUUUUUCCUGAUACCAAUAGAUUUAUUUGUUCCGAUUUUUUUCAAUGUGAUUGCACAAAGUGGUUAUAAUAACAUAGGCAUGUACAACGUGAUUGUCUGUGUGUGCUACUGUCAGCCAUGCGUGUGUAGUCCACCUCCUCAAAACCCUCUUCAGUCUUUAGGUUUUGACCAUUGUUCCCUCGUAGUGCCUUACAGAUAUAAUGACACAGUUUACUUGGCUUGGAUCCUGAAAGCCACAAGAGACUAUAGCUAUACUUAGAGAGACAUGUUUCCCUGGUUUGACAUCCUAGUCGGGGCAGUUCUAGCUCUCUUCCAGGUGUAGGCUCAGCCCUUGCUGUUUCUUGUCCUGAAUGACAGCUUACAAUAGAUGACGAAGAUUAAUGUCCGAGUUGGUAUCACGCUGAGCUAUUUUAUGAUGUGUGCAUGAGAUAACUUGCCUGGGGUACUUACCAAAGUCAUAGAUAAAUUCUUGUUACACUUGUUCUGGAUAUUAAUGUAAAUAUGAAAAUGUACAGUAUAGCUGUAGCUGUAAACCUCUAUCACAGUGGCACCCAAAUGUGGCUUUAGUUUGGAAUAUAUUUGUCUUUUUGUUUUAAUCACACAAGGGAAUUCAUGCAUCGUGAUUACAGAGCAGAGAUAUUAGCUCAGUUUUCAUGUACAGGGAAUGAGUUACAGUACAAUGUUUGCGACACAGUAGAGGUCGUCUUUUUAAGUAAGGUUAAAAGCUAGUCCGAGAAGAAGGGCCUGACAGAAAGUGAUUGUUGCCACGAGGGUGAUUCUGUGAGGCUAGAGAUAGCCUUGCUGCAGCAAAGAGACAGAGUAUCGAGGGUUGUUUGAGAGAGAUACUGUGUAGGCACGAGUGAGGGGGCUGGUUGAAAGAAUAGGGUCAAUUUAGGUAGGGACUGUGGAGGGCAGGGUGAAACUCUCUAUCUUAAAUGGGACUAAAAUGGUAGCAAGUUGGCACUGAGCAGGUUGAUAGUAACACUGAGCCCGGCUGGUUGGUAGGAGCCGCAGGGGCACUACCUUACCUGAAUGCACACUUAGAAUUCUGACAUGAAUCCUUUUGUUGUUGUCUCUUUUUUUUUUUUUGUGCUGUUGCUGUUUCUUUCUCCUGCAAAGAUAAUUGGAAGUUAUUUGUUGCGUUUGAGGUUUGGGUAGCAUCGCAGAGCUGCAAGAACAGAACAGAAGGGAAAUGCCACAGCAUACACCUGGAAGGGCACCGUGUGGACGAUUUGUUGCCACUGUCCAUUUGUCUUCGAAACAGAUACACCACAGACAUCGCCACGCCAGCCAGAUGGGAUACCUGAACACUUAGAGAACCAAUAGGGCUGUCGCUUUGUGUGUUUGCUGCUUGAUUUAACAGACUUCAUUUACUCUUGUAGCCAAUGAUACAAAUAAUCUCCUCUGUUCAUUUGUCCUCUUGAACGUGGGCACAUCAGAACUGCUGGUGGUUUUAGUGAAAGCCUUCCCCUCUCCUUCAUGGUAUGCCAUAGUACUUGCAUUUGAAGUGAUUUUUUUUUUUUUUUAACUUAACAUUAUCUUGAACUUUUUGACAUGGCUGUAGUACAUAUUGUGUUUAUUUUUAGAGAUUGUUGCAAUAAUUCUUGUGGAUGUUUUAUGAGAGUGUGUGUGUGAUUUUAUUAUAUGUCAGGCUCAUUUCUAUUUUGUAACCUGGGGGUUGAUGUACAGUGAUAUUUAGUAUUCCGUGGAGGUGGGUGCACCUGUGUAAAGUAUUGCAACACUGCUGAGGAUAGUAAGUGUUGAGUUGAUGAUAAUCCAAUGGGGCUCUUAUUGAUACUUGGCUUGAGGGUGCCACACCCCAGAGUGGUCUUUCAUCCUGGUACUUGUCUCCCCAAAAACUCUCCACUCCCCGUCAGCUCCAGCAUGCAAGCCUUGGGUCCGGGCACUUAAAGAUGUGAUUACAUAGUAUGUUGCUGGUUACAUCAUUCUUCUCUGUUCUGUUAUUGUCUUUUGAUUUUAUUUGAUCUACUUAAUUUCCUCUAGGUCACUGUGGCCUAAGCACACAGGCAUAAGGGAGAUGAUUUUCCAUUGAAAUCUUUUGGCUCCUCUGUUAUGAGACAGACUACUGAAACAUUCCACUGUUUGAGGGAAUUUGGCGUUACCCAUGCUACACUGCUGUCCUGUCCCCGCACUUGUCAGCACGGGGAUCAUGUUGUCACGCUCUGACUUUUUCGCUCCUCCCACCAAAGAAUUAAAAAAAUUGACCAUGUACAGCACAGCACAGUACAGUAACAGUACAAGCAAUCCUCUACAACGUUGCUAGAGCAGAUAGGCAAUAACUUCUGAUAAUGUUGUUUUACCACCAAGCAAGUGCAUGUGUGCAUAAGAUGUACAAGUACACAGGGAGGAUUUAACGUACUUAAUGCAUACAGCACAGUCUUUAAUUUGUUUAGAAUCUAGACAUUCAACUAUGAGAAGCGCUGCAGUCUGUUUUUUUUUUUUUUAAGCUUUCUCUGUUUUACUUUCAUUACUCCUCACAUUUGGCCCCUGUCUAGACUGAAUGAUGAAAUGAUGAAUAAUUAUCUAACCUCUCUCCAAACUGUUUUAUAAGCCAGUUAUUUUUACAUUGUUCAUGUUGUAGCUUUAUUGGUGUUGUAAGAAAAUGAAUUUGUAAAGAAAAAGAAAAAAAGAAAAAAGGUUGUUUUACAUUAGCGUGCCAUGGCAUAGAAUGACCUGUAAAAAUGAAUUAAUCAAAAAAAAAGAAGUACCAACUAUACCUUUAAAACCGUGGUCACCUGCGCAAAAUGAAUGUAAUAUGUGACCUGCGACAUCUGAAAUGGCUUUAGAUCUUUCUCAGUGGGUGACCAUUAAUUUAAUUUCUUCACUGUUAGUGGCCACGCAUGAUGCAAUAAUUAUACAUCUGAUCUCCAGCAAAAUCCCAUACAAGACAAAUAAUGUAAAAUUACCACUGUCCUCAUGAUUAUGGGGUUAUAGAAUAAUCACUAUUUUCUCAAAUGAAACACCCAAUUAAGAGAAGCCCUGUAUGUGCAACAUGAUGGAAAAUAACUUGACGUGUAUGAUACCUUUGUCUAUCACACUAUUUCACAUAACCAAUGUUUUGUGUUUUAUAAAAAAAAAAGGGGGGGAAUCAGAAAUGUGAGCAUUAACGUAGAUCGAGUGACCUUACAAUUACCAAAACGUGCUUAAGUAGAGUGUAAAAAUGUUUUGUGUUGUCGAGGUGAGCGUAGCCUUCCCAGCUAGCGACUUUAUUGUGAGAGUACUGCCUUCCAAAUAACCAACAAUACCUCUAAAGCUUUAAGGUGACAUUUAAAUCAGAGAAAACUGAACAAGGCAGCAUCUCACUCUCUAUGAAGCCUGGCAUUCUCUUAUUAAAUACACUCAAACCUUCCAACUUUGCUCAUGGUGUUAUUGUGAAAUACUCUUCCUGGAGCUUUGGAAACAACAAGAAACAUUCCUAAGAGCAUGGCACACAGUGCUAUACAUUAGUCUUCUUCGGACAAACUCCGCUAAGGUGACUUGAAGCUAAGCAAGAAGCGAGCGGACAACCCGCACCGUAAGCCCACACAUUCUUACAGUAAAAGUCAUUUGGCAAAGUCGCAGCUGCUUCCCAAAGUACGAAAGGGUUAGGAGCAGGUGUUAGGUGGAUUAAUCAUGUGCUGAUGUACUUUCUGUCACCAGGAAAUUCAUAAUCUAGCUACACAAACAUUCUUAAAGCCCUUUUGGAUGAGAGUGUAUGUUUUAGUUUCUUCUUUUUAUUUAACCUUUGUUGAGGAGAUCUGCUCCUUUUGCUGGCUAUUCCUUGGGGGAAUUCAGGGUGAGGUGGUCAAGGUUUGAUGCCAUCGCUGAUAAAGGGUGUCAGGUGACUCCAAUGUAUGAAUUUAAGAACCAAAACUGAUUCAAAUCUUAUUGUUUUCCUAUCACAUUCAUUUAUUCUAAUUUGUGUACAACCAGACAAGGAUAUUCAUUCCUCUACCACCUUAAAUCCCCAAUAUUCUAUGGCGUUAAGAUCUUUUGGUCCUAAUUUACAUGAAUGAAAUUAAAAAUGUUGCUUUUCCAACUCAUUUCAGAGAGAUCUCUAGCCAAAGCCAGUUAUUUUUGUAGUGUUAAAUUGAAUAAGCGAAAUCUGGAAGUGGUAGACCAAAGCUACGAUCAAAUACAGAUUUGCAUGUUUACACUACAAAAAUAUCCAUCUUGACCUAGAGUCCCAAUACCCAUUUGGCACAUCCUCAAAAUAAUAACAGUAAAUUAGUGUAGCUGAAGUGCUUGGAUAGAUACUUGCACAACAAAAAUUUUGCAAGCGAUAUACCAGUUUAUUUACAUUUUCUAAAGACCUAAGAGUGCAUCAAACCCUGACCCCCUUUUGUGUCCAUUGCUGUAUGGUUUCUCAAUGGUGUAAAAUCUCAUUCUUUGUCGAUAAAGCUAAUGUGUGCUGCGGUAUUGCCUAAUAUACUUCUCUGUUAACUGUCUUUUCUUAUUUACUUUUGUUUAUUGGGGUGUGAUGUCUCAUUAUUUCAAUCUGUUGAUGUAGCGUUCUAUGUAUACCCUGUUCCUUAGCCUAAUAUUAUUAAGUAUGUUAUGAGAAUGGAUAUUUUACUGGCUUUAUAGAAUGUUUAAAUAAAUAUAAUAAUGACAAUAAGAAGAAGGAUUAAUUAAACCUCCUAACAAGUUGAGUACUUGCUACUAAGCGCUUGUGUUACCAUUAUGAUGUUGUGUGCUUCUCUUAAUCAUUUUCGUUGUAGAAAAAUGGAGUGAAUUUAUAUUAGGCUUCGAAAAAACUAAUGAUAGCAUUGUAAAUUUUACAGGAGGAAUUUUAACAGACAAACAGCUUCGUCAGAUAGAAGAAUAUAGUUAUUUUAAUUGUCCUCUUUACUAACUGUAGGGUGAGAAGGGGCUCGCGUUGUGGUGAACUAUGUUAUAGCUUGUUAUUCACUGUUACUUUUGAUCAUUUUUUCGGUCUCCGAGGUGAAUCGAGUUAUUAAUGAGAAUUUGUAUGCUCACAUAUGCAUAUUGUAUAUGUGUAGAAAUGUAAUCACACUUUGUCUUGGAUUUACAUUAAACUGUUAAGUCACGG